AUGUGUGGUGGUGCGAUCAUUUCCGACUGCGUUCCGCCUAGCCGAUCUCGCCGGCUUACUGACGACUUGGUAUGGAGCCCUGAUCUCAAGAAAAACCCUACCAAUUACUACUCUAAGCCUUUGCGAUCUAAGAUCAUUGACCUCGACGAUGAUUUCGGGGCCGAUUUUCUUGAAUUCAACGACUACUCCGAUGAUGUUAAACCUUUUGCAUCCUCUGCUUCCAAACAUUCUAGGCUUUCGCAUGGCUGUAAAUCUAUAUCUGUGGAAUCGAAUGAGCAAGCUGAGAAAUCUUGCAAGAGAAAGAGGAAAAAUCAAUACAGAGGGAUCCGGCAGCGCCCAUGGGGCAAAUGGGCUGCUGAGAUCCGUGAUCCGAGGAAAGGAGUCCGAGUGUGGCUCGGAACUUUCAAUACUGCUGAAGAGGCUGCAAGAGCUUAUGACUCUGAGGCUCGGAGGAUCCGGGGAAAGAAAGCGAAGGUGAAUUUCCCUGUUCAAACUCCGCCAACUGUCUCAAAUCACACUGUUAAGGUAAACACACAGAAAAUACGCCCCAAGGAGGGCCUGAACUGUGCUCAAGUCAGUCUCAAACAGAAUUGCAAUUCAAUGAAUAACUUGGAUCAGGAUUGCUACAGUUCUUUGGGUUUUGUGGAUGAGAAACCACGUACUGAGCAGUAUGGUUAUGCAGACAGUUACCCAGUCACUGGAGAGGUGGGGCUCAAAUCAUUUGAUCCUUCAGAUGGCAUGUCUCUGUACUUCAAUUCAGAUAAGGGAAGUAACUCUUUUGAUUAUUCUGACUUUGGGUGGGGAGACCAUUGCUCCAAGGCUCCAGAAAUAUCAUCCGUUCUCACAGCCACAGUAGAAGUUGAUGAAGCUCAACUGGUGGACGAUUCUAAUCCUACAAAGAAAUUGGAGUCCAACUCUGUGGACUUGGUGUCUGGUGAAGAAAGCACUGUGAAUAGUCUGUCUGAAGAGCUCUCUGCAUUUGAGUCCCAGAUGAAGUUCUUCGAGAUCCCUGAUUUUGAAGGGAACUGGGAUGCUUCCGUGGACACUUUCCUCAAUGACAGCACAACUCAGGAUGGUGGGAACCCGGUGGAUCUUUGGAUGUUUGGUGACUUUCCUCCCGUGUUGGGGGGAGUUUUCUGAGCAUCCUUGAGUCCACUUGCUUGCUUGCUGUAAAUAAAGCUGCAUGUCCGUAAUUUUUGCCCUGGGUGUUUGUUAUUGGUGGUUGAGAUGGUAGACAAACAGUUAAAGCAUGCUUAGCUUGGAUGAUGAUCUCAAUUGGACUAGUUGUAUGAGGAGUACAUAGGUAAUUAGGUUUAUUUGACCUCGUGACGUUGAAUUUAAAUUUUCAUGUUUGGUGUCUGUAUGGUUGAUGACAUGUGAUGAGAACUGAAAGGUUGAUAAUAAAAACUUUGCUUUUCGUCUUGACUCCC
Ilex paraguariensis (yerba mate) is the source of this 1430-nucleotide messenger RNA. NCBI's taxonomy places the organism in Eukaryota, Viridiplantae, Streptophyta, Magnoliopsida, Aquifoliales, Aquifoliaceae. The record is from the annotation of a GenBank genome assembly.